This is a messenger RNA of Fraxinus pennsylvanica, 2055 nucleotides long. The record is from the annotation of a GenBank genome assembly. NCBI's taxonomy places the organism in Eukaryota, Viridiplantae, Streptophyta, Magnoliopsida, Lamiales, Oleaceae.
AUGGACAAUCGAUGGGAAAAUAAUACAGAAAAUGGAAUGAGAUUGGAAGAUGAAGAAUUGUCAGUAGAGAGGAUAUUUGAGAAUACGGAGGUGCCUUCAUGGAGAAAACAGUUAACAAUGAGAGCUUUUGCAGUGAGUUUCUUGUUGUCAGUGAUGUUCUGCUUCACAAUAAUGAAGCUCAAUCUCACUAUUGGUAUUAUACCAUCUCUGAAUAUCCCGGCCGGUCUGUUGGGAUUCUUCUUCGUCAAGACUUGGACAAAACUACUCGAGAAAUCUGGCAUGUUGAAACUGCCUUUCACCCGCCAAGAAAAUACCGUCAUUCAAACCUGCGUAGUUGCCUCCUCUGGCAUCUCCUUUAGCGGAGGCUUUGGAAGUUAUCUAACUGGAAUGAGCGAACGUGUUGCCAAACAAUUAGGAGAAGCCAAAUAUGGACUGGACUACAAGAACCCAGAAAUAGGCUGGAUGAUAAGCUUUCUUUUUGUGGUUAGCUUUCUGGGACUUUUUUCUGUGUUGCCUCUCCGAAAGACAAUGAUAAUAGACUUCAAGUUGACCUAUCCUAGUGGUACUGCUACUGCACAUCUUAUUAAUAGCUUCCACACUCCCGAAGGAGCCGAACUAGCAAAGAAACAAGUCAGAGAAUUGGGCAAGUUUUACACCUUUAGCUUCUUAUGGGGUUUCUUCCAAUGGUUCUUCACGGCUGGUGAUGAUUGUGGAUUCUCAAACUUCCCAAUAUUUGGAUUAAAAGCAUAUGAAAACACUUUUUUCUUCGAUUUCUCGGCAACUUUUGUUGGAGUAGGGAUGAUCUGUCCUCACAUCGUAAAUGUUUCCAUUCUUGUUGGAGGAAUUCUGUCGUGGGGUAUUUUGUGGCCUCUAAUUGAAACUAGAAAGGGUGAUUGGUAUUCUGCUGAUCUAGACCCACAUAGUUUGCAGGGGCUUCAAGGUUACAAGGUAUUCAUUGGCAUUGCCAUGAUACUCGGUGAUGGCCUAUACAACUUUUUCAAGGUUUUCAGCCGAACUCUAGCUGGGUUGUUUAACAAAAUUCAACUCAGAAAUGCAAGUAUGCAAAUCCCAGUGGUAGAACAUUCCUCUCCUGUCGGAAAAUCACUCUCCUAUGACAACCAACGUCGUACCCAACUAUUUCUCAAAGAUAAAAUCCCAACAUGGUUUGCAAUUGGAGGCUAUUUCACCCUUGCAGCAGUCUCGACUGCAAUCCUUCCUCAAAUCUUCCACCAGCUCAAGUGGUACAACUUAAUUGUUAUCUAUGUCUUUGCACCAAGCUUGGCCUUCUGUAAUGCAUUUGGGUGUGGGCUCACUGAUUGGUCACUCGCAUCUACCUACGGGAAGCUAGCCAUCUUUACAAUUGGGGCAUGGGCAGGGGCCUCACAUGGUGGAACCCUUGCUGGUUUAGCAGCAUGUGGAGUGAUGAUGAAUAUAGUUUCCACUGCCUCUGACAUCAUGCAGGAUUUUAAGACAGGUUACUUAACCUUGGCUUCACCCCGUUCAAUGUUUGUGAGCCAAGUGAUUGGCACUGCUAUGGGAUGUGUGAUUUCUCCUUGUGUGUUUUGGGUUUUCUACGAAGCUUUUCCUGAUCUUGGGCUUCCUACAAGUGAAUAUCCCGUUCCCUUUGCUACUGUCUACUAUAACAUGGCUAAACUUGGGGUUGAAGGAUUCUCAGCUUUACCAAAGGAAUGCCUCAAGCUAUGCUAUGGAUUUUUUGCUGCAUCCAUUUUCAUCAACUUAAUAAGAGAUGGUCUAGGAAAAAAACGUUCGUGGUUUAUUCCACUUCCAAUGGCAAUGGCGUUACCGUUUUAUUUGGGUUCCUAUUUUGCCAUUGAUAUGUGUGUUGGUAGCCUCAUACUUUUUGUGUGGCAGAAGAUAAACAGAGCCAAGGCAGAUGCCUUUUGGCCUGCAGUAGCUUCAGGUUUGAUUUGUGGAGAUGGCAACUGGAGUUUGCCUAGCUCUGUGCUAGCUCUAGUCGGGGUGAAACCUCCAAUCUGCAUGAAGUUCCUGUCGAGGGCUACAAACACUAAGUUUGACAAGUACUUGGGAUCCUAG